Molecule: messenger RNA, 975 nt
Organism: Fulvia fulva
Lineage: Eukaryota; Fungi; Ascomycota; Dothideomycetes; Mycosphaerellales; Mycosphaerellaceae
Exons: 3
Coding region: 1-975 (324 amino acids)
Source: RefSeq, a predicted model, not a curated record
AUGGACAUGGCUACCACACUCGCUUUGUUUGCAUCGCAAGCCUGCGCUCCCGCUCCGACUACCUGCCCAUCCUGCGUCUUUGGAGCGACGGCUGCGACUCUUCACUCCUACAGCUACACCAUCGUUCAGACCAUCACUGCCACCAGAGUCCCUUACGUCAAAGACUACGGCAAUGGUAACAUCAGUACAGUUAGCGUCUCGACCAUCUGGCCCACCGGAGUGCUUGGCUUACCGGCCAACACGAACCUCUUCACGGACAUUGCAGACAUGACCUGGACUGGGCAAGGCAUUGCCAUGGCAUACCCCACGGUCUACAUCGAGUACCUAGGCUUCGAGAGAAACGACUUUCUCGUCAACGAUGCGUACGAUGCCACCUUGGGUGUGUGCUCAGGCGAACUUAGACCAACUCAAGUCCGACUGCCAGCGACCACGACGCCGGUACCCUUCAUCUUCCCACUCUACAACGCCCCUUGCACCACGACUGUAUCAGAUGUCGAGCACUUCUCAGUCCCACUCCCAACACCUCUCGUGAGCUACCUCGAACUGGUCGCCGACGACCCAGGCUGCGAAGGUCUCUCCAACAUUGUUCAAUGCCAAGCACUUGACAGAUGGUACACCAAUGGUUACAUCACCCCGCCAGCCACAGCUACAACCUCGUGCGUUACAGAUUACAUUCCCAGCACUACCACGUUUCCCAGCACCAUCACCGGUGUCUCUACUUGCCCCGAUAGCACGUUGGAGACGACUACGCUCGUUGUAGCUGGUGUGGCGACAAGCACUGCCACUGUGACCAAUUGCCAGCCAGCGAAACGACAGGCAGUGCUUGAUGUGAGGGAUGCCACCAAUGCUACUUGGCUCAACUACGCCAACGCAACUCCGAUAACUGUACCCGAUGACUUUAACAGGACGUUGACGAAAAGACACCUGAACGGGUUCGCUGUUGCACCGAGAGCUACGACAACUGUUGGACUUUGA